Molecule: messenger RNA, 749 nt
Organism: Diabrotica virgifera virgifera (western corn rootworm)
Lineage: Eukaryota; Metazoa; Arthropoda; Insecta; Coleoptera; Chrysomelidae
Exons: 4
Coding region: 277-714 (145 amino acids)
Source: RefSeq, a predicted model, not a curated record
GGUAAGCAGCUGGUAUUCAGAUUUUGUCUGUGAGGAUUGAGGAUUACUAUACUAAAUUACGUGUAUAAUAAAGUAAGAUCAAAUUUAAUAUUCUCUAAGUAUUUGCAACAAAGUGUAUUUAUCUCAAAUUACCGGCGUCUAUUGUUGACAUCUGAACUCAGUAGAAAUCAGGGGAAAAGGAGCAUUAAUAAUGUAAUAAAAUAAAUAUGGAAAAUUUGAAUCAUAAAAUAUCACAACUUGAACAUUAAACAGCUAGUAUAACGAAAUUGAAGAAAAAUGUAUGGAACACAAAAACAAAUUAUAAUUCGCCUUUUAUUCUGGAAGACGCUAUUAAACGUCUGUUCCGCAGAAAUCGUAAAAAGAUCGCCUCUUGAACUCGGCUUUGUGACGUUUCCUGAAGUUGAGAAGUCGAGAUUUGUUUUAUUUAAUAUGACUAAAGUAGAGGAAGUGAAGUCGCCAGAAAAAGAAUUUCACGGUCUAUCCACGAAAUCGCCGAUUAUCACUCACAGCACUGAAUGGAUACAGGGUUAUAUUAAAGACCAUGCUUUUAUACCAGCCCAUAUUCACCAUAUCUUCAUACCCUUUGUGAUUUCGGUGAAACAUCAUGCAUCCUAUAACGAGCACAUAUAUCCAGAGAUCAUUGGAGGAUAUGGAAUAGGUCAGCAAUCCGGUGGGCAAGGAGCUGGACAUGGCUUUCAAAUAUUAUUUCAUUGAAAUUACUAAAAAAUUAUAGAGUAUUUAGAGUUAAA